Messenger RNA from Callorhinchus milii (elephant shark), 2225 nucleotides. RefSeq names its product F-box protein 31 (gene fbxo31). Bases 267 to 1490 code for a protein of 407 amino acids. The transcript is spliced from 7 exons. The record is from RefSeq and is a predicted model, not a curated record. NCBI's taxonomy places the organism in Eukaryota, Metazoa, Chordata, Chondrichthyes, Chimaeriformes, Callorhinchidae.
UUUAUUGUCUCUUUCGCUCUGUCAUUUUUUUCUCUUCUCCUUCAUGCCAACAUGUGUCUUGUCUGGCUGCUCUGUGCUGAAUAGAAGGUGUAGCUGCUUGUCGCAUGGACAGUGUUUGUCUUUGAGGAAAACUUCAGUAACAGGCAGCUCCUAAUUUCAUGCUUCAGUGUUUCAAUAAAAAUCUAUAGCUACUCUGUUUGUCACUCCCCUAAUUAAACCUGUAUAACAAGGGGGAUUCAUGUACCCAAGUGCAGAGUUUAUAGUCAAUGUUGACUGUGAGUCUGUGGUUUGUUGCAGUGUUACAUCCUUACAGACACAUUCUGGGCCUGUGGCAACCGGACAUCGGUCCCUAUGGGGGACUACUUAAUGUGGUGGUGGAUGGCCUGUUUAUUAUCGGCUGGAUGUAUCUCCCCCCUCACGACCCCCAAGUCAAUGACACCAUGCGGUGCAAACCUUUGUUCCGAAUUCACUUGUGGGAAAAGCACCAGGCAGAGGUGGAGUGCAUGUACGGCCACAAGGGCUCACACAGAGGGGAUGUCCAGAUUGUAAAAAAGGAUGAGUUUUCCACCAAGUGUAACCAAACAGAUCACCAUCGAAUGGCUGGCGGCCGGCAGGAGGAGUUCAGGACGUGGCUGGCGGAGGAGUGGGGUCGUACCCUCGAAGAUAUCUUCCAUGAGCACAUGCAGGAGCUCAUCCUGAUGAAGUUCAUCUACACCAGUCAAUAUGAUAACUGCUUGACAUAUCGCAGGAUCUAUUUGCCGGUGCCCAGCCCAGAGGAUCUGAUACCCCCUGGCCUGUUUAAAGGGACGUAUGGGAGCCAUGGGCUGGAGAUCGUUAUGCUGAGCUUUCACGGGACUCACCUCAAAGUCACCAAAAUCACGGGAGACCCAAAUGUGCCCGCGGGACAACUGACGCUGCACAUCGACAUGACCCGCCCAGUGAGGCUACCGGACAUCGAGCAGCUCCGCAACUUUGAGGAGUUGUCACGAAUUGUGCUGGAAAUUCAUCAACAGGCACAGCAAAGCCCUGACCCCCGGGAACACUGGCAGGAGAAUGCCCAGCGCAGCGUGGAGGAUCUGCAGACCACACACAACAGCAUGGAGCAACCGAAGCUUGGAUCGACACCUGAGGAGACCAGCAGCAAGACGGGCACAGUGGGCGCGGGAGCAGGGAUGGCAGAGGGAGUGGUGUCUGCUGGCCAGCCCUUCGUACUUCCUGUGGGAGUCCUGGCUCGGAAUGAGAUGUAUCCAAGGAUGUGUCGCACUUGUUUUUACGGGACGGGUCUGAUCGCCGGUCACGGCUUCACCAGCCCUGAGCGGACUCCGGGCCUUUUCAUCUUGUUCGAUGAGGAUCAUUUUGGCUUCAUCUGGCUCGACCUGAAAUCCUUCAGUCUGUGCAGCAGGAUCGAAGACUCACUGAGAAAUGUGGCAGCUCCAUCCAGAGAGGCCUUCGCAGAGAUGCUCAAAAAUAUGCAGUCCUGGACCUCCUGACCGACGUCAGACUGUUACUGAGCGAGGCUGAGCUCCAGCAAGCACUGGCCACAGAGUGAACUAUCCCACUUACAGGAAGCUGCCAUUCCCCAAUUCACUAAAGCAUGCACUUUGGGAAAAGAGUGGCACAUUGAGCUGCCACAGCAACUCUUCGCCCCCCCCCCUCCCCCCGACAUAGUAAAAGCUUCUAACCCGCAGGAUGUUGCUGUAAUGAUUUUAAGGAACUUGAUUUCAGCAACAUGUGCCUAGGCUGAGCAGUGAUUCCCGCGUGCUUGCAGCCUCCCAGGACUCGAGUGUCAGACCCACACAACAAUCACACUAACCGUCUGAAGCUCUGAGAACUUUGUUUACAAGAGAUUGCGAGGCUCUGCAAAUGACUUACUUUUGCUACAAACUAUUGACCAUUGAACAUGUUUAGCUUAUUUGUUAGAAACGAAGGCAGGACAGGAAGGUGUGACUUUUAUAUUGAUAAGGCACACCUCUGCACACGAGCACCUUUGUGUGGCUUUACUAACACAGACAGACGGAUGAGUGAGUGAGGCGUUAUUGUCAGGAAUAAACUUAUUUAAGUUCAGUUAUUGAGCCAUUCUGUUUGAAAGAUUUUUAUAUUUAUGUUAAAAGAAACUUUAUAAAAGAAAUUUUAUGUUGAAAGGAAAUUUAGUGUUAAUGUGUUUGUGCAGAUAAUUAUUUAAGGUUUGGGAUCUGAGCCGCCAUUAAACUAACUUUGGGAAAUUG